GAACAAAGUCUUAUGUUUUCACGGCUCCGAUUUGUAUUCCCAUGCUUACCUGUGUGAAAUUUUGUAAUCUAUAAGGAUUGUCUAUAUUGAACGUGGAUAUAAAUAAUUCAGAUGUAAUGACUCAUCACGUUGAGGGCUCAUUGACUUACAAUUCUGUAGUUAGUCCUGAUUAGUGAGAGGGGAUAUUGGGAAAGCUCUUGAAAGAUAAAAUUCCAGCAGAGUGACACUUGAAUUCACAUUAAGCGCUGUGCUGUUUCCUGCAGGAGGGACUUCGAACCUUGUGCGUUGCCUACAAAAGGCUUGUUCCGGAAGAAUACGAAGGUGUUUGUGCACUGCUGCAGGCCGCCAAAGUGGCUCUUCAGGACCGAGAGAGGAAGCUAGCGGAGGCCUACGAGCAAGUAGAGAAGGACCUCAUCCUGCUCGGCGCCACGGCUGUGGAGGACAGGCUCCAGGAGAAAGCUGCCGACACCAUAGAAGCCCUGCAGAAGGCCGGGAUCAAAGUCUGGGUUCUCACCGGGGACAAGAUGGAGACGGCAGCCGCCACCUGCUACGCCUGCAAGCUGUUCAGGAGGAACACGCAGUUGCUCGAGCUCACCACCAAGAAGAUCGAGGAGCAGAGUCUACACGACGUCCUGUUUGAGCUGAGCAAGACCGUCCUACGCCACAGCGGGAGCCUAACCAGGGACAACUUCUCAGGACUCUCAGCCGACAUGCAGGACUACGGUUUGAUCAUUGACGGAGCGGCGCUGUCCCUGAUCAUGAAGCCCCGUGAGGACGGGAGCUGCGGCAACUACCGGGAGCUCUUCCUGGAGAUCUGUCGUAACUGCAGCGCUGUGCUGUGCUGUCGCAUGGCGCCCCUGCAGAAGGCUCAGAUUGUUAAAUUAAUCAAACUUUCAAAAGAGCACCCUAUUACUUUAGCCAUCGGCGACGGCGCCAACGACGUCAGCAUGAUCCUGGAGGCGCACGUGGGCAUCGGCGUCAUUGGGAAGGAAGGUCGUCAGGCCGCAAGGAACAGCGACUAUGCAGUCCCGAAAUUUAAGCACCUGAAGAAGAUGCUGCUCGUUCACGGGCAUUUUUAUUACAUCAGGAUAUCUGAGCUUGUGCAGUACUUCUUCUAUAAGAAUGUCUGCUUCAUUUUCCCUCAGUUUUUAUACCAGUUCUUCUGUGGAUUUUCGCAACAGGUGAGUCCUACUGUCUGAGUCAGAAGCUGCCCUGGGCCUUACCUCCCUGCCCUUGUGGUGGUGAAGGAGAGA
Molecule: messenger RNA, 1253 nt
Organism: Leptonychotes weddellii (Weddell seal)
Lineage: Eukaryota; Metazoa; Chordata; Mammalia; Carnivora; Phocidae
Source: RefSeq, a predicted model, not a curated record